AUGAAGGGAUAUAAGAAUACUGGCCAGCUGGUUCCUGAAAGUGGUGCUGCAAUUGAGACAAAGGAUCGUUGGGAUCGAACACCACUAUCACAUGCUGCGGAAGUGGGACAUUGGAUCGUUGCUAAAGUGCUUCUUGAUAGAGACGCCGCAAUGAAGACAGUGACCAUUGGGAACGAACCGCACUCUCACGCGCUGCAAAGAUGGGACAUGAGAGUUAUCAAGCUGCUUCUUGAAAGAGGCGGCGAAAGCGCAGCCGAUGGACCCUUUAUGAGAUUCGAUGUGCCUGGGACCGAACAAUCCGAUUCGAAACGGCCCCGUGUUUACUUCCUCCUUCGCCCCACAGCCCGAGGCCGUCAGAGACUCCAUCUUGUACAAGGACCACUUCAUGAAAGGCACCGUCUGGGCCGAUGCAUGCCGGUCCUGGUACAAGCCCACACCGGACGGGCCUGUGACCGCGCUAUGGCCGGGCUCGACAUCGCACUAUAUGGAAGCGAUGGAUGA
Aspergillus terreus NIH2624 is the source of this 501-nucleotide messenger RNA. RefSeq lists its product as uncharacterized. The transcript has 2 exons. NCBI's taxonomy places the organism in Eukaryota, Fungi, Ascomycota, Eurotiomycetes, Eurotiales, Aspergillaceae. The record is from RefSeq and is a predicted model, not a curated record. Bases 1 to 501 code for a protein of 166 amino acids. Gene Ontology annotation, molecular function: protein binding.